This is a messenger RNA of Caenorhabditis angaria, 1093 nucleotides long. The record is from the annotation of a GenBank genome assembly. NCBI's taxonomy places the organism in Eukaryota, Metazoa, Nematoda, Chromadorea, Rhabditida, Rhabditidae.
AUGAAAAUUCUUCCGAUUUUUCUUUUCAUUACUGUAGUUUCAUCCUUCGGAUUUGUUCGUGAGUUGAAAUGUUUUUCGGAAUUUUGAAAAACACUAGAAAUUUAUUCUAAAGGUAAAUCGCAUCCUCGUAAUGUUCGAAAGAUAGAAGAAAGUCAAAGUUGUAGUGAAGAAAAAGAAGAAGUUAGAGGAAAUGGAGAAUGUGAGGAGGAAGUAAAGAGCACCAAGAAACCGAGAACAGAUAAGCCUAAGAGAACUCGGAAGCCAAGCACGACCAAGACGACACCAAAACCUACGACAACAACUGAAUUGACCACACCAAAACCUAGCACCACUACUCCCAGCACAACAACAACUACAACCACAACCACAGCUUGUCCCACGACCACCAGAACUGAACUGCCAACUACGACUACACCAAAACCCACCACAGCUUCGACCACAACAGGUGAGAACUCCGAGAGAACUACAAAUAACUCUUCGUAUUACGUACCUUGCAAGCUAAAUACCGUAGGAAUAACUUUUUGCAAACCUGACACACUUUUUUUUAUAUAAUGUGCCUGGGCAAAGUGAAACCCUAAAUGAUUCACAAUUUUCCGGGUCUACUGAGUUCAAGACCUACAAAAUUCAAUUUAUCCAAAGUCCAAAGUGUAAUAAGUUUCAAAAUUCUGAUACAUAAAAAUUGAGAAUUUCUGUUUGCUAAACGGAUGAUACUCUAGGGACGACUCUUAUAUUUUCGCAUUAACAAUAAACAACUUUUCAACCUAUUCUAGAUCCUCUCCGUAAUCCAUCCACCCCAUUCGAACCAAACACAGGCGGUGCCCCAGAACUUCAAUUGAACCCCGCGGAAAACACUGAAGAUGUCGCCAUCGAAAAUACCCCCGAACAACUUCGAAAACCUGAUUCUCCACUUAAUCCAUCAAAAGUCAAUGUGAUUCCUGAUCUUGGAUUUGGAUUUGGUGGACCUUCGAGAGAUGAAGGUUUGGGUGGAACUGGAAAUCUUCAAAAUUCUGCUGUUGGAAGUCAGCGACGCAUUGGAUUCAGUGUCGAAGUUUCGACUCCAAAACCAGUUGUUUUGGCGAAGCGUUUGUUGUAA